Messenger RNA from Hydractinia symbiolongicarpus, 3182 nucleotides. RefSeq lists its product as uncharacterized. Bases 583 to 2256 code for a protein of 557 amino acids. The record is from RefSeq and is a predicted model, not a curated record. Lineage: Eukaryota; Metazoa; Cnidaria; Hydrozoa; Anthoathecata; Hydractiniidae. The transcript has a single exon.
AUACAAUUGUUCUCCUGUUGUUCUGCUUUCUCAUACUUUGUCUGAAUGUUAAGUAUUAUUUAUCCAACAGGGCAGUCGACUCAGCCUCGUUUUCAAGUAGUAAACAAAUAAAUACAACGAUUUUUAGAUCACUUGAGAAUAGAAGAGAAUAGCUAAGCUACUAAUUGGUAACUCUUAAUAUCGAAGUCGUAUUGAAACACAUAGACAGACGCACUCGCAGUAGAUAUACUAUAGAUAGCAAAGAUCGUCUCUAAUAUAUUUACAUGUUUUGUAAUAUAUUCGCAUCACAAACAAACAAAAUUGCAAGAGUUCUUCAUUAUUGACAACACAUUUGUAGCAAACAUUUUUACGACUUCGUGCGGUGCUGAAAUCGUAUUUGGAGCGUGCGUUUUGUUGUAGUUCACAUCCGCUGUUACCAUCUUUAAUAUGAUGAAGGAGGAACUAAAGAAAGUUUAACGACUUAUAAUUCACGGAUGAGCGACGAGUAACGAUUGGAUUAUAAAUUACAAAAAAGACAAAGGAUAAUUAGCCAUAUUUAAUCAAGUGAUCGUUCAAAAGUUUUAUUACAAACAAAAUUAUUAAAUGGCAGCUUUCGUUCAAACAAGGUCGACGUUCGGCUCAGGUGUGGAUUUUCACACAGCGUUGGGAUUUGACAUGGCGGCAAGGAAAUAUCCAAUGGAUGAAUACACUCCAAACUAUCCCAUAUUCACGGAAGAUCAUCAAACAAAAUAUGGCGAAGCUUUUCGCGCACUGACGCAAAAUCAGCACCACCACCAACAACAGACGCAACAGCAACAAUCGCCAACGAAUCACUUCACUUUUAAUCAAUCCAUCACACAUGUAAACUUAAUAAACAAUCGUUUCCAAAUAGAUCUUGCCGGACAGCAUUCUUAUCCGAAUGACUAUCCGGUUUCUGAAGAUAUGAGCAUAAGCAACAUACAAACUCCAUCAUCCAAUAUUAAUCCCUAUUUUAAACCAGACAUGAAUUCAAAUAAUCGAGUCAAUGGAAAUGCUUACACCGAGCACAGUCAUGUUGACUAUCCGUCACCGCCUUCUUUAAUAAACAGUAGCCCAUCGGAUCAUCUUAUGGCGUUGUACCCGCAGCAACAUUUCCCUGCAAAACAUACCACAUUAGAAGACUUACAAGGUAUGAAUAAUUUUAAUAAAUUUUUACCGGAUCAUUCUCUAAUUCAAAAUCAGUUACACCACCAAGACCGGAUUAAAUCGGACAACGAAUAUUCACCUACUUUUUAUUCGGAUACUUCAGGAGGAAUGAUGGGAAACAACAUUAGUUUUUCAUCUGCAAUGAUACCUCAUUCGACAAUGAAUAAAUUAACCCCAAUGUUUCCGCCGAGCGGCAUACACAAGCAACGCGAUCAUGACGUUGAGCAAGUCAAUGAAACCCAAAAGUGUAAAAACACGAUCGAAGGAACCAAGACAUCAGUUAGACGAUUCAAAAGAUGGUAUAAAGAAAAAUACAGUAAAGAUAUUGAUAUGAACUCAGUGAAUCGUUUCAAUGCUCCUGAGCUUCUGAAAGAUUUCUUUUUGGACAUUAGAGAUACUCGACCAGGAAGAAUAGGAAACGAAUACGAGCCGGUAACAUUGACAACUUAUCGAAACGGACUACGUCGGUAUUUCCUUUAUCGCAAGGUUCCACCAGCACCAGAUAACUUUGACUUAACAGACAAAACAUUCGACCUUGUUAACAAACAUUUAGUCACAAAAAGAGACGAUCUUAAACGUAAGGGAAAAGGUAAUCAUCCUAACGCAAUCGAGAGUAUUACGCCGGAACAGCUAGAAAAAAUGUGGGCUUCCGGUGCUAUUGGUACUCACGCCCCACGCCCUCUUCUUCGGUUGCAGUGGUGGUAUAAUACAGUGUACCAUGGUGUACGGGGAAGAAUGGCACACCACGAUCUUACCACGGAAGAUUUUUCGUUGAAACGGGGAAAUGAUGGAAAACUUACGAUGGAAUAUAACAAAAAUUCAGCGUACCCGGUGCAUAACACAUUGUCUUCAAAGUUAGAACCGCCAAAAAAGAAAAAAUUCAAAGGACUUGUAAAGCAAACAGACGGUGGCGAUAGGGAUCCACUACGAGCUUUCGAGAUCUUCAAAGCUCAUCGACCACCGGGUAUCUCGUCAUUUUAUCUGACUCCGAAACAUAAACCAAAAGGCAAUAUUUGGUUUAAUAAAGUCCCUAUGGGGAAAAAUUCUAUCGGACGAAUUAUGAGAGAGAUUAAAGCUAUAUCUGGUAUAUAAUUUUUCUAUAUUAUUUAUCGUUAAUUUGAAUAUCUUAUUAGUUGAUCUUACGUUAUAGAUUUUUAUCGCGUGUUUCGUCAGAUUUUCUACAAACACUUAAGCGUAAUGUUUUGAAAAUGUUUCUUAAUAGUUUCAUCUUAAAAUGGUAAUAGACGAGAUAAUUUCUAAGUUAUUUUGCCAACCCUCUUUAAUCACCUAAGGGACGUGUGCGAGUUAAUUUUAAACCGUUCGUACUGCCCGUUUUUUCUUCUUAAAUGUCACAAAUGUGUUAUCAAAACAAAACGUUCUUAAAUUGAUUUUAAACAUAUCGUUCCACCCUCUCGAGUCAUCUAAGCGUUUUAUUUUUUUCCUGCCAUUUUUUUUUUUUUUUUUGCGAAUUGGUUUAUAACAUGCUCCUCCUCUUUCUUUCUCUAGCUUUUUCUAUUAGAAUUUUUGGUUCGUUAAAGUUUGAAAUUAUAAAAUUUAUGUGUAUAUUAUGUAAAUAUAAACAAUAUGACGAAAUGAAUGUGAAUUUAAAUUAUUGCUUUGUGUGCGAUUGUAAAUAACGCAAUGAGAUAGAAAAGAUUCAAAGUAACAAUAAUCACUUGUCUUUGUAUAAGCGCCAUAACAUACCAUUUCUUAAAAACAAGGGCACAUAUGCAAGGUCAAAACCAAGCGAAAUCAUCUCUGUGUUUGAGUUCGAAAUCUUUGACUCGUUUAGUCAAAAUUAUUUUACUUUUGGUUUCUCAAACAGCUAAUUCUCUACAAUCAUGAUCAGAGUAGCUUUUUGGGGUCAGCAGUGUAUUUAUAAAUUUGAAAAUAUUUUGUAUGAAACAGGAUGGUGGGUUUUUCAUUCUAUAAAGUGCUUUCUACAGCUAAGUAUGGUUUAUAGAAACAGUAGAUAUUUUUACUUCCUACCAUAAAAAAUAUCCAGAAGUAACCGUAAG